AUGCCCGGAGCUGCGGACGCCAAGGCGCUGGCCGCGGCCAUGCGGCAGACACUGAACCUGCCGGCCACGCGCUUCCCGAUGCGGGCCAACGCGGCCGCGCGCGAGCCGCAGCUGCACGCGCGCUGCGUGUCGGCGGCCUACGCGGAGCAGGCGGCGGACGAGUCGCGGCCGCUCUUCGUGCUGCACGACGGCCCGCCCUUCGCCAACGGCAGCCUGCACAUGGGCCACUUCCUGAACAAGACGCUCAAGGACGUGAUCAACCGCUACCAGCUGCUGCGCGGCCGGCGCGUGCGCUACGUGCCCGGCUGGGACUGCCACGGGCUGCCCAUCGAGCACAAGGCGCUGACGCUGCUGCAGCUCGAGGCCAAGGACCUGUCGCCCGCGCAGGUGCGCGCGCUGUCCCGGCAGCUGGCCCGCAAGGCCGUGCAGGAGCAGCAAAAGGACUUCGAGCGCUGGGGCGUCCUGGCCGACUGGAGCGGCGCCGACGCCGAGAGCGUCUACCUGACCAUGGCCCCCGAGUACGAGGCCCGCCAGUACGACGUGCUCAAGAAGAUGGUGCACGACGGCCUCAUCUUCCGAGGCUUCAAGCCCGUGUACUGGUCGCCCAGCUCCCGCACGGCGCUGGCCGAGGCCGAGCUCGAGUACCAGGACGAUCACGUGUCCCAGGCCGCCUACGUCAAGUUCCGCUUCGCCUCCAUGGGUAGCAAUGCUAGUAAGGAGAUGGCCAGUGUGCUGGAGAAGUAUGGAGACAAGUUGUCGGCCGUGGUCUGGACCACCACGCCCUGGACCAUCCCGUCUAACCAGGCUCUGUGCGUCAAUGCCGAGCUGGACUACGUUGUGGUGCGGCCCCGCGGCGCCGAUUCGGACGCGUGCUAUUUGAUUGCGAGCGCGCUGCAGGAGAGCUUUGCGACGAUGCUGAAGGGAGACGCCGAGACGGACGUGGAGCUUGAAGUGCUGGAGACGCUCAAGGGUGCCGAUCUGGAAGGCGCGCACUUCACGCACCCGCUCGUGAACCGCGACGCGGUGGUGCUGGUGGGCGAGCACGUGACGACGGACGCUGGUACAGGUGUGGUGCACACGGCUCCGGGACACGGUCAGGACGAUUACUUCGCCUGGAUGGCUCACCACUCGAAACCGGGUGAGCACCCGGACAUUUUGUGCCCUGUCGACGCUGACGGCUGCUUCACUGCCGAGGCGGGACAAGGACUCCAGGGUUUGAGUGUAGUGGGAGAAGGCAACACGGCGGUCAUCGAUCUGCUCAAGAGCUCUGGCAACCUGCUGUCAAUCAACGAAUACCAUCACCGAUACCCGUACGAUUGGCGCACGAAGCAGCCUGUGAUCCUUCGUGCUACGGCUCAGUGGUUCGCGCGACUGGAUGCGCUUCACGCGCGCGGCAAGCGCGUGCUUGAAGACUCGGUGCAAAUGGUGCCACCGAGUGCUCGUCGUCGUCUGGAGGCUACGCUGUCAAGCCGUCACGAAUGGUGUAUCUCCCGUCAGCGCGCGUGGGGCUUGCCUAUCCCGGUGUUCUACCACAAGGUCACGGGCGAGCCGUUGAUUACAGAAGAGAGCAUCGAGCACCUCCAGAACAUUGUCAAGUCGUACCGCGUUGAAGGUGAAGACGGCGAGGUCGAGCGUGAAGGAGCUGAUUGCUGGUGGGAUUUGUCAGUCCGUGAGUUGCUGCCCGAGUCGCUUCAGGACCAAGCCGACCAGUACGAGAAGGGCACCGAUACGCUCGACGUGUGGUUCGACAGUGGCAGCAGCUGGCACGCGGUGCUGCCGAACCUGCUUGAGCCAAACGAGGAGGGACAGAUUCGCGCCGACGUGUACCUGGAAGGUUCGGACCAGCACCGCGGGUGGUUCCAGUCGUCGCUUCUUACGUCUUUGGCCAUGCAGGGCACGGCGCCGUACAAGAACGUCAUCACUCACGGCUUCACGCUGGAUGAGCGCGGCAGUAAGAUGUCCAAGUCGCUGGGCAACACCAUCGUGCCGAACGACUUCAUUAACGGAUGCACGAUGCCUGUGCCCGUCGCCGAUAAGGGCUCAAAUGCCAACAAGAAGAAGAAGGCCAAGAAGAACAGUGACAUGCCUCAAAAGUCUCCCAAGGUCAAGCAGAUGAAGGUGCCGGCGUACGGCGUGGACGUACUUCGCUUCUGGGUGGCGACGACCGACUACACUGGCGACGUCAGCAUCGGCCCUGGCGUCGUCGGCAAGGCGAGCGACGCGCUUCGCAAGGUCCGCAACACGGCCCGCUUCUUGCUCGGCAACCUACAGGACUUCGAUCCGGCGCAGCACGCCGUCCCGCACGACAAGAUGCAGUUCUCGCUGGACCGCUACAUGCUGCACGAGCUGAACUCGCUGGCCGAGUCGGUGACGGCUGCGUACGACGCGUUCGCGUUUAACCGCGCGCAGCACGCGCUGUCGCACUUCAUUUCGACCGACCUGUCGGCGUUCUACAUGGAGGCGACUAAGGACCGGCUGUACUGCGAUGCGGCGGACUCGCAGACUCGCCGCUCUGCGCAGACGGUGUUGUGGCUGUCGCUACAGGCGUUGACUCGCGCUCUUGCACCUGUGGUGCCUCAUACGGCUGAAGAUAUUCGCCUUCACUGGGUAUCGCAGCUACAAGGCGAAAUUCCACUUGAGGAGGUUCCUGGUAGUGUCUUCCUCGAGGAAGGCUGGAUGCCCAGCGCCGAGCAGUGGAAGAACGACGAGCUGGCCCGCGACUGGACUGCGAUCCGCCAGCUGCGCUUCGAGGUGAACCGCGUCGUGGAGCAGAUGCGUCAGGCAGGCCGCGUCGGCAGCCAGCUCGAGUGCAACGUGUACGUCGUGGCCUCCGAGUCCGAUCCGCGCGUUGCCGACUUUUUGGCUCCGCUGGCCAACAGCUCGUCGGAGCUCGAGGACGUGCUGUUGUGUUCCAGCGUGGAGGUGGUGGCGUCCGAGACGGAGAUCGAGAGCGCGGAGCAGUUCAAGGCCAGUUGCCAGCUGGCCAUGGGCCCCAACGAUGCGCCGAUGGAAGUCAAGCUGGUGCUGACGCCAGCCAAGGGCCACAAGUGUCCGCGCUGCUGGAAGUACGCGCCCGAGGUGGAUGCGGCCGAGACGCAGCUGUGUCUGCGCUGCGCCCAGGCCACGGACCUGCGCAGCGUCUCGGAUCUGGCCAAGUCGCUGAUCGAGGAGGACGCAUAA
Phytophthora sojae is the source of this 3180-nucleotide messenger RNA. RefSeq lists its product as hypothetical. Gene Ontology annotation, cellular component: cytosol. The record is from RefSeq and is a predicted model, not a curated record. NCBI's taxonomy places the organism in Eukaryota, Oomycota, Peronosporomycetes, Peronosporales, Peronosporaceae. Gene Ontology annotation, molecular function: ATP binding; tRNA binding; aminoacyl-tRNA deacylase activity. Bases 1 to 3180 code for a protein of 1059 amino acids. Gene Ontology annotation, biological process: isoleucyl-tRNA aminoacylation. The transcript has a single exon.